This is a messenger RNA of Diorhabda sublineata, 3329 nucleotides long. RefSeq names its product echinoderm microtubule-associated protein-like 2. Gene Ontology annotation, molecular function: microtubule binding. Bases 399 to 2996 code for a protein of 865 amino acids. The transcript has 10 exons. Gene Ontology annotation, cellular component: mitotic spindle. Lineage: Eukaryota; Metazoa; Arthropoda; Insecta; Coleoptera; Chrysomelidae. The record is from RefSeq and is a predicted model, not a curated record. Gene Ontology annotation, biological process: microtubule cytoskeleton organization.
CGUAUAUACACACACGACGAAGAGAUUACGUUUCAUUUUCCAACGGCAGGCAAUAUAAUAUAGAUAGAGAGAGGGAGAGGUAAAUUGAAAAGGUAAAGAGAGGAAGUAGUGGGAGAGAUACGAUACGAAACGUUCACCUGAAAAUCAUGUCGGUGGUCGUUCGUCGAUGCAGAAGGUGAAUUAUAACUUUAUAAGGACUUGCUUUUAACUGUUAACGUAAUUUUUAUACCGACAUUGUUUUGUGAGUGAGAGUGUGGAAAGACCAUUGGAAUUUUAAAUUGAAAACAAUUUGAAGUUUCUAAUAGUGUCAUAUAGGAAUAGAUAACGGCAAAAUUGCAAAUUCUAUAAUGGAAAAUGGUCGCAACAAGUUAUGAUAACAUUUCGUACACAUCUUGAAUAUGCAGUUGCGCAGCAACUCCAUGGAAUCCCCCGUUGAAAACCAUGAGCUUGUAGAAAACGAAAAUCACGUUCAUAAUGACAGAAUAUCCGAACUGGAACGUAAAGUUAGCGAGCAACAAGACGAACUCGUUUGUCUCAAAGCGACACUCGCCGAAGCUUUGCGCAGACUCAAUAAUCUCGAAUUAUCUCAUACCGGUUCACGUAUACCUCAAUCUCCGUCCGCUUCCUCAACACCGACGAGAUUGAAUAACGUCAUUAAAGACGAUUAUAGCAAACAGAGUUAUUCAACUUCGAAAUUAGAUGGACCGAGAAAAAGUUUCGCCGGAUCUUCUUUACCACAACGGAAACAAGUACAUUAUAGGUCGACAGUUUAUUUAACAGGUAGCCUUCACAGCGACAGUCACAGUUCGAGUAGCGUGAGUCCGAUACCAUCCCCAUCACCGCGAGCUACACCGGUACCUGUCAACAAUACUAUAAAAAGGCCAACUACGAGCGCCAGUUCGAGAUCAUCGAAUAGCAGUUCUUCUUUACAUAAAAGAUGGAGUUCUACGGGGGAUUUCAAUCAGGUUCACCAAAACGGAAUGGUAUCAAAAUAUUCAACGAGAUCUUUUCUAAAUAUAUCUGCUAAAGUUAAUAACCACUUUCCCGGCCAUUAUAAACACGGUAUUAAAGACAUAACCUAUAAUGAAGAAGAGAAAAGUCUGAGGUUUUUUUUGAGAGGUAGACCGAUCGUCGUUUACGCCCCUUCCGAUAUAGGGGAAAACUACGAAAUAACCAAAGUGUCUACUACUCCAUCGAGGAGACUCAAACUCGAUUGGGUGUACGGAUACAGGGGAAAAGAUUGCAGGUCCAAUCUGUAUUUUUUACCUACUGGAGAAAUGGUUUAUUUCGUUGCGGCUUUAGUUGUUCUGUAUAAUCCGGAGGAACAAAGUCAGAGGCAUUAUGCCGAACACACAGAUGACGUCAAAAGUUUAGCAAUUCAUCCCAACAAGAUGACUAUAGCGACGGGUCAAUGCGCCGGUCAUAACGGAAUGGAAAAGAGACCCCACAUCCGCGUUUGGCAUACCGUAUCCCUUCACACCCAAGCCGUAAUCGGUUUGAACGAUUUCGAACUGUCAGUUUGUUGUUUAUCGUUCGGCAAAGCCGACGGAAGUCUUUUGGUCGCCAUAGACGAAGCCCCGGAUCACACGAUAUCCGUUUGGGAUUGGCAGAAAGGCGAAAACGGUCACAAAAUCACCGAAACCAAAUGUUCCGUCGAUACUAUCGUGGCGGCGGAAUUCCACCCUUUGGAUCGCAACACGAUCGUGACGUGCGGCAAAUCCCACAUAGCGUUCUGGUCUUUGGACGUGAACGGCACCCUUUACAAACGCAUGGGUAUUUUCGAAAGCAGAACCAAACCGAAAUACGUGACUUGCGUUAAUUUCCUUCAAAGCGGUGACGCCAUCACCGGAGAUUCCAACGGCAAUUUAGCCGUAUGGAUCAGGGGCACCAACACCAUAUCCAAAUAUGUCAAACGCGUCCACGACGGAUCCGUUUUCACUAUCUGCGUAACUAAAGACGGAAGUUUCAUCACCGGCGGUGGAAAAGAUGGUAAAUUGGUCGAAUUUAGUCCGGAUUUAACGCCCACCGGAAUAGUUAGUCAGAUCGAAGGACAUUUUGGUGGUAUCCGUAUGAUUUCGGAAGGAAGAGGUCGCCAAAUAUUGAUCGGUACCACUCACAACUGCAUCCUUUUGGGCACUUUCGAAUUGGGAUUCCAACCGAUCGUAUUGGGACAUUCGGACGAAGUUUGGGCUCUAUCUCCCCAUCCGAACAUACCCCAAUUCGCCACCGCGGGAUACGAUAGAGUGUUGCAACUGUGGGAUUCCAUGUCGCACACGAUCUUAUGGAGCAAGGACAUAGAGGAGCAAGCUCAGAGUAUCUGUUAUACACGAGACGGGACGUGCGUCGUCGUCGGUUGUAUCGACGGUAAAUGGAUGGUGUUCGACGUCCAAACCAGGGAACUUUUGGUCCAGCACACCGACGGAAACGAACCGAUUCAAGUGAUCACAUUUUCGCCGGACGGUACGUCCGUCGCUAUGGGGUCCAGAGACAGCCAGAUUUAUAUUUACCAAGUGUCCGAUGACGGGACUAAAUACUCGAGAGUCGGACGGUGUUCGGGUCAUUCGAGUAGCGUGACUCAUCUCGAUUGGGCUAACAAUAAUCAAACUUUGAGAUCGAAUUCGGCGGAUUACGAAUUAUUAUUUUGGAAUGCCGGUACUUGUCGUCAAAUACCUCAAAGUAGCAUCAUGCGCGACGUCGAAUGGGCUACGAAUACUUGUACCAUAACUUUUACCACCGUCGGUAUAUGGCCGGAAAACGCCGACGGCACCGACGUCAAUUGUUGCGGUAAAAGUCACGAUGCCGAGCUGUUGGUUACCGGAGACGAUUUCGGGAAAGUUAAAUUAUACAGUUACCCGACUAGUCAACCGAGGUCUCUGUGUCAUAGUUACGGUGGUCAUAGUAGUCACGUGACUGGUGUUAACUUCUUGUACGAUGAUUCGAGGAUUAUAUCGAUCGGAGGUAAUGACACCGCCGUUCUUCAAUGGACCGUUUCUUAAAAAGAUUUUCUUUUUAAUUUGAAUUUGACUAGUUAAGAAGCAACACUUGUAGCAUUUAUUAUAUCGUUAUUUAUUAUCCCACCAAUUGUAGCACUAUCCUAAAAAAAAAUUAAAGAAAAAUUAAAUUUGUGCCAGAAAAUAUAUCUAAAGCAAAAUCUCGAUAAUACCCUGUAUAUUUUUAUGUAUAAUUUACAACGUGUGAUAAAUAAUAUUUAUAUACAUAUAUAUUUAGUUGUUUUAUUUAGAUCCGAUAGUUUCUAAAAGAAAGAGUAUUUUAUUAAAAAAAAAAAAAGGAAUUACUAAUAAAUUUAAUAAAAAACGCAAAUUGCAAAA